ACGGUGACAAUUCAACUUAAAUCCAAUUUAGACCUAGAGACAAAGGACAAUAUUGUCAAGGGUUUAUCCGCUAUACCGAGGGGCUCUACAAUAUGUCAGUUAAAUUUCUUUGAUUAAAAUCCCAUUUAACAUGGAUGAUGGCAUCUCUACUCUCUGGGAAACCUACCAAACGUUUGCUUGUUUUAUGGUUAUGUUCACAAAACAUGUGCGCUGCUAUUUAACCGCGUUGCUAGAUCAAAACAACUCUAUACCCACCAGCGUCCUGUCUUACCGGUGGCGCUGCCUCUGGAAGGAGCUCCCGGUCUUGGACUUUGACAAUGAUAAGCAUGGAGGAGAUGACCUUCAACCAGCAAGUGAUGAAGUGAUAUCUCGUGGAAUCACUGGCCUCAAGCUUUAUAUGGUGUCCCCUUUUUUGGUAUCAUUGAAAUCAUGGAUUUCAUCACAUCCACCUCCUACGGCUCCAAGGCCUGAUUUGCCCCUUAAAAGAAUUUGCGUGUGGAAAGCAAAGCAUAGUUCUACAGGGAGUAGCUCAACAUUCAUGGAUAGCCAGCCCACAAAGCCUGAAAAUGAAUCUCAAAAUCUUGAUAUAGGGCCUGGCAGGAGCUUCAGGAAUUUCAGAUUUGAUACGUCAUCGAUCUUACAAGCCAUGGAAACAGCAUUUUCUUCUUGAAGGUCCAGCAACAUUCCUGUAAAGUCCCUCCGUGUAACUGAAUUGGAUGCCACCAUUUUCACUUUUAUGUCAGAAGUCGGUAGUGAUCAAAUUAGGUAGCUGUACAUGAUGUUUCUCAGAUUAUAUCAGGUUGAGUAAUUUGUACAUUGUGUACAUGAAUCGUUUGUGGGCCUAAACAGUAUUCUCAGUUAGUGUGGAUUUAUUAGUUAUUUACAAAAAAAGGUUCCGGCAGACCGAAA
Molecule: messenger RNA, 909 nt
Organism: Arachis ipaensis
Lineage: Eukaryota; Viridiplantae; Streptophyta; Magnoliopsida; Fabales; Fabaceae
Product: mRNA-decapping enzyme subunit 2
Source: RefSeq, a predicted model, not a curated record